Molecule: messenger RNA, 1544 nt
Organism: Phymastichus coffea
Lineage: Eukaryota; Metazoa; Arthropoda; Insecta; Hymenoptera; Eulophidae
Exons: 1
Coding region: 1-1533 (510 amino acids)
Source: RefSeq, a predicted model, not a curated record
AUGUAUAUUAAAGUAGAUAUGAAAAAUGUUGUGCCAAAACACUUUUUAAUUAAAAAUUUCUAUGGAAAAGAUACGUGCUUUGUAUGGAGUAAUGGCGAUGAAUUUCUAAUUUUUCCUUACAUUUACGAUGGUUCGACAGUUGUAUCAAAGGUGCUAAAAGCUCCAGAUAAAAUAAAGGAUAUACAUGGACUCAAUGGAAGAAUUUUUGUUUUAUGUUUACCAUGUGGUAUUUACAAACUGACAGAGAAACUUGAAUGUGCUGUACUCAGUGAAACAGGACUUGAACUAGUAUCAAGAUUUUCUGUACUCUCACUAAAUAAUGGAGAUUUAAUUUUAACAGAUAAAAAAUUUGAGAGCAUUGUGAAACUUUUAUCGUUAAGUGUCAUUAACAAUAUUCAUGUGUUGCCAUUGCAUUACAAUGACACUGAUAAUAUUUUUUACAAAUUACUCUCAGUUAAUGAGUACAAUGAUGAUAUAUGUUUAUUAGCAGUAGAUAAAAAAUUGUUUAAAUUGGUUAAUCAGAGCUUAUACUUGAUAUAUGAAUCUGACUACCCAAUCAAAAAAAUAGUGGCUAUUGAAAAAGAAAAUAAAGUCUUUGGUGCUCUUUUACAAACUGAUGUACAAGCUGUUGUUUUAAUACAUGCUACUACAAAUAUAUUACACUUUAAUACACUUUGUCUUGACACAAAUAUUGAAUCCAUUUGCCCAAUUUUUUGUUCAAAUAUACAAGUGUUACUUAUCUAUUCAUGUGAUGGGAAAACAUACUACACUAGUGUAUUAUUGACAAGAAAUUUAACCAAACAGAUUAAAGUGGAAAACAAUAGAUUGUUUCAUAUUCAAAUGAAAUCCAAUUUUAUAAUUAGUCUUGAUGAUUCUGGCCAGCUGAUUCAAUUUCCAAUAGAAGAAGUAAUAAAUUUAUGUGUAGAAAAUUCAUAUGAUUAUGUGGGAUUGCAAUCAGACAUGCUAAAGGGAUUAGAAAGUGUGAUUAAUGUCAUAUGUGAAAAAACUGAAAAGUUAAAAAUUUUAAGACAUGACAUAUUGCAGAAAGAAGAUUGUCUAAAGAGAAUAAAUAUGUUUGUUAAUAAACAUACCUUAAAGUACUGUCCCAAAGAUUCUGUAUUACGGUUACGAAAUCAUUUAUUUUUAAUUAGUAAUUUUGAGAAAAGUUUAUUUGAGAAUUGUAUUGUUAUUAAAGUAUUGAAAAGUGGAGGGAAAGUGAAUUUUUUAAUGAAAGUUGUUCAUAACUAUGAUACUAUCAUUGAAAUGCCAAUUCAUCUUUCAAAUUUGACAUCGAAAUUGCAAACUGCAACUGAUCUUAUAACAUUUAAGAGAAAUAGCGGACUUUGGUGUUUGAUUAAAGACUACAUUCAAGAUCCAUUGCCAAGUAAAAGUAAUAAUACUAUUUUGUCAAACAACAUACUCCAAAUUAUUAAAUAUAACUUGGUUGUAUUGAAAAACUUGAUACAAGAUAACAAACUCAGUAUGGAAUGUCUGUCUGAAAUAAAAAAAACUAUUCGAAAUGCAACAAAAUAAAAAAAUGUGUU